GCCGCAGUGCAUGAUGGGAAACUGAAACGGUCUUCUCUCUCUUCAUACAGACGGCAGAAACCCUAAGCUGCGGAAUAAAAACCCCUUUAGUGUGUCAGUAUGGCCCGUACUAAGCAGACCGCCCGUAAAUCCACUGGAGGAAAAGCCCCGCGUAAGCAGCUGGCGACUAAAGCCGCUCGUAAGAGUGCGCCCUCCACCGGAGGAGUCAAGAAGCCUCAUCGCUACAGGCCCGGUACUGUGGCCCUGCGUGAGAUCCGUCGGUACCAGAAGUCCACCGAGCUGUUGAUCCGAAAGCUUCCGUUCCAGCGUCUGGUGCGUGAGAUCGCGCAGGACUUUAAAACUGACCUGCGCUUCCAGAGCGCCGCCAUUGGAGCCCUUCAGGAGGCCAGUGAGGCGUAUCUGGUGGGUCUGUUUGAAGACACUAACCUGUGCGCCAUCCACGCCAAACGUGUCACCAUCAUGCCCAAAGACAUCCAGCUGGCACGCCGCAUCCGCGGAGAACGCUCAAAGUGUGUCAGUAUGGCCCGUACUAAGCAGACCGCCCGUAAAUCCACUGGAGGAAAAGCCCCGCGUAAGCAGCUGGCGACUAAAGCCGCUCGUAAGAGUGCGCCCUCCACCGGAGGAGUCAAGAAGCCUCAUCGCUACAGGCCCGGUACUGUGGCCCUGCGUGAGAUCCGUCGGUACCAGAAGUCCACCGAGCUGUUGAUCCGAAAGCUUCCGUUCCAGCGUCUGGUGCGUGAGAUCGCGCAGGACUUUAAAACCGACCUGCGCUUCCAGAGCGCCGCCAUUGGAGCCCUUCAGGAGGCCAGUGAGGCGUAUCUGGUGGGUCUGUUUGAAGACACUAACCUGUGCGCCAUCCACGCCAAACGUGUCACCAUCAUGCCCAAAGACAUCCAGCUGGCACGCCGCAUCCGCGGAGAACGCGCUUAAUCCUCUCUCUCUGUCUCUCUCUCUCUCUCUCUCUCUCUCUCUCUCUCUCUCUCUCUGUGUGUUUUGGUAGUUUUUAGAGUAACAGUAAUGGUGGGGUGGGGGGUGAUAUAUGUGUCUCUCAAUUUGGUUGUAUUUUUGGCCGCAGACUAUUAGGGUACUUCCUGUUAUCAUGUACCAGACCGUGCCUGAUCAGCAGCAAACACACACACACACACUUCUCAAUCUGCACGUACACAUGCAUGCAUGCGUGUGCGUGUUUCCGGGUCUUGUUCCAUCUGUCAGGCCCAAUGGACUACAGAGGGGUCAGAGGUCAGGGCUGAUGUCUGCGUUUAGGGGCUUUACGGUCUCGUGCAGGGUGCUAGAACAGCCCGACCCAUCCCAGAGUCACCUGACCGUUGGCGUCCUGGUGAUCACGUGUUUGCGGCUGUUGAUCAGAAGUCUGAACAUCUCUCCAACAAACGUUUGUUAUUUCAUUAAGAAUGGCUUUUAAUAAUGAUUGAGGUGUUUCUGCAUUCAUACGAGCUUGUUUUAUAGAUCUAGAGUAUUUUUGAAGAGAACAUUCAAGAGGCGGCCUGUACAGGACCCAUAACUCCUCUCGUGUAUUCUGAUUGGUUGUAGCAUUUAAAGGACGUGUCAGAAUGAAUAAAGCGGCCUGAUACUGUUUCUCUUCUCUAAUCGCUUCCCUUCACUAUGGGGGGAGUUCUCAGGCUCAGUUUGGGGUUUUGGCUUGUUUUAUAGUUACAGAACAUUCAGGUGUUUAUUAAUAAGCUGAUCUUUGUAAUUUGAUAUUCUCAUAAUUGCGUAAUAAAUGGAUGUCACACACUCA
This is a messenger RNA of Xyrauchen texanus (razorback sucker), 1756 nucleotides long. RefSeq lists its product as uncharacterized. The record is from RefSeq and is a predicted model, not a curated record. The coding region runs from base 100 to 930 and encodes 276 amino acids. Lineage: Eukaryota; Metazoa; Chordata; Actinopteri; Cypriniformes; Catostomidae. The transcript has 8 exons. Gene Ontology annotation, cellular component: nucleosome. Gene Ontology annotation, molecular function: protein heterodimerization activity; structural constituent of chromatin; DNA binding.